Pungitius pungitius (ninespine stickleback) is the source of this 3214-nucleotide messenger RNA. RefSeq names its product hyaluronan and proteoglycan link protein 1. Gene Ontology annotation, cellular component: synapse; perineuronal net. NCBI's taxonomy places the organism in Eukaryota, Metazoa, Chordata, Actinopteri, Perciformes, Gasterosteidae. Gene Ontology annotation, biological process: positive regulation of neuroblast proliferation; central nervous system development; skeletal system development. The record is from RefSeq and is a predicted model, not a curated record. Gene Ontology annotation, molecular function: hyaluronic acid binding. The transcript has 6 exons. Bases 354 to 1421 code for a protein of 355 amino acids.
AGGCUAGGCUAGGCUGCUAUGCUAAGCUAGCGAGGAAGAGUCGCUAGUUCAACAUGUUUCUGCCUCCAAGAUGAUCAAAUGCGUGUAGUUUACCUCCCCCUGCGGUACCCGAUUCCUGGAACAGACGGCGAGUGAAACCCAGGGGCAUUAUGGGAUGUAGAGCCAGAUUAACUGCUAGCUGGAUGGCGGCGGCCGGAGAGGGCGCCGUAAAUUAGGCAAAGGGGGGGUGAAGGUUGAGGGUGAGGGUUGAUAUCACAGAGGACGACUGGCGCCUCUGUGCCGCUCAGAGGUUCAUUGGAUUCACGAGGAGGAUCAGCUUCACAGUGAUCGCACCUUUCUUCCGGUGAGAGAAGAUGAGUCCCGCUCUCCUCCUGCUCGCCGCGUUGACCUCAGUCGCCGCGGCGGCCCACGAGCUGGACCUCCUGCACCCCGAGCUGGAGCUCUCCAGGACCAUCUACGUCACAGAGGAUGGACCUCGCCUCUCCGUGGAUGCGGAGCCGCUGACGGUGGCGUCGCGGCGAGGAGGCAACGCCACGCUGCCGUGCCGGAUCCGGAUGGACCAAUCGCUGACUCCCAGCCGGAAGAUGAGGAUCAAAUGGACCAAGAUGACGUCGGACUUCCUGAAAGAGGUGGACGUGUUCGUCGCCAUGGACCACCACAGGAGGAGCUACGGCAGUUUCCACGGACGCGUCCACCUGCAGGGCUCCUCCCCCCUGGACGCCUCCCUGGUCAUCACGGAGAUCACCCUGGAGGAUUAUGGGAGAUAUAAGUGCGAGGUCAUCGACGGGCUGGAGGACGGAACCGUGGUCGUGUCCCUCGAUCUAGAAGGCGUGGUCUUCCCGUACUCCCCCCGCCUGGGCCGCUACAACCUGAACUUCUACGAGGCGGAGCGGGCGUGCCGGGCCCAGGACGCCGUGGUGGCGUCCUUCGAGCAGCUGCACCGGGCGUGGCGAGGGAAGCUGGACUGGUGCAACGCCGGCUGGCUGAGCGACGGCUCGGUGCAGUACCCCAUCACCGCCCCCAGGGAGCCCUGCGGGGGCAGGAACACGCUGCCGGGGGUCCGCAACUACGGCCUGAGGGACAAGGACAAGAACCGCUACGACGUGUUCUGCUUCACCUCGCACUACAAAGGUCGGUUCUACUACCUCAUCCAUCCCUCCAAGCUGACCUACGACGAGGCGGUGGCGGCGUGUCAACAAGACGGCGCUCAGAUCGCUAAGGUCGGCCAGAUGUUUGCCGCCUGGAAGCUGCUGGGCUACGACCGCUGCGACGCCGGCUGGUUGGCUGACGGCAGCGUCCGUUACCCAGUGUCCCGCCCCCGCCGGCGCUGCAGCCCCACGGAGGCCGCCGUCAGGUUCGCCGGCUUCCCCGACAAAAAGCACAAGCUGUACGGCGUGUACUGCUUCAAGGGCCAGACCUGAGCGGCUCUCACACACACACACAUGCACACACACGCACACACACACAUGCACACGCGCUGACCCACACACACACGUGUGGACAAAGAGACCCGUAAGAAACCCAUUCAAACUGUGGUGCUUUGUUUCAUGGAUCCCUGAAGACGUUAGCAUUGUUAGCUCAUAGCCUUUGAAGUUUACACAUAUUUUUGGUUUAUUUUAUUUAAUCAAUGCCUUUGGAGGAAGGGGUGGGGGGUACUGUCAUGUCACGUGAUCAGAAAGGCCUCCACCGAGAGCAGCUUGAGGGCGAGGAGGACACCACAUGAUGUCAUCAGGCGGGGACGGCGUUUGAUGUUGUUAUUGACGAGCGGACCAAACUCCAGCUUUCUUUAUGUUUUCUAAGUAGAAUGUUAUUAUCUAGAAAUGUACUUUUGUUUACAAAUGUUUUAUUAUCGUAGAGCUAUUUACGUCAUUAUUUCUUUGUCUUAUCGGCCACAACUAUGUGAGUCUCAUGAAGCAGAAAACAGUAAAACAGGAGGAAAUGCAACACAAAGGGAGAAGAAGAAGAAGAAGAAGAAGAAGAAGAAGAAGAAGAAGAGGAAGAGACCGUGACCACGCAGAAGAGCAGCAGUAAAAAAUCUCUCUCUCUUCCUGUUUCUCUCUGCUCGGCUUAGCUUAGCACAAAGCAGCGCCCGCCCCCAUCGAUCCACCUGCUAUUUGUGAUACAAAUAGAGUAGUUUCUUAUAGUGAGAUGGAGCCGUGACCUCAUCGCUACGUACGUGACCUCAUCGCAACAUCCUAAGUUUGGGAUGUGCGAAGUUGUGUAUCGGCGCUUUGACUCGGCUCCGCCCCUUAAUCUAACGAGUCCUUGCAUGGUUUGGUUCUUUAAUCUAGUGUCAUGAAAAUCAAACCAGUAAAUGGUAAACUAAUAUAAAAACAGUUUGGCAGGGAAGCGGCUCCAUGGAGCAGGUUGGAGAUCCGCAGGAGCUCCUGCAGACUCCUGGGAAUCAGCAUCCAAACCUUCAUCGAGGUUUUCACUGACGAUCAGCGUGGUGAUGUCAUCGCAGUGUUUGUGUAAAGUCAAAAACGUCGUGAAACUCCAGAGCUGGACCUCAAGUUACAGUAUUUACAGACGGGCAUGAACGUGCAUCUUGUCUCGUGGCUUCACCUCUAAAAGCUGUUCUGGGUAAAAAUAACUCUUUUAUCAACGGGUUCUUUAACUUUUCCCUGUUUGUUGUCAAAGUGGAUUUCUUUUAGUAGUUAUUUAAACACCAAUAAAGAUCUCAUCCGAGAAGCGACUAGUUUUAACCCUAAAGGAGGUUUUAAGGACCUCUUCCUGAACCUAAACAAACCUUUGAAGACGGGUUUGUUUGGAGAAGACCAACUUCAGAUAUCAUUAAAUAAGUAAAUGUCAAACACAGAAGAAAGGGCAGAAGAAGAAGAAGAAGAAGAAGAAGAAGGGGGGCGUCUGCAGAAAGUGGACUCGGCUUACUGAAGAGGACUUGUGUUUCUGUCACUUAUAAACAGUUAAAGGGAUGGUUUCACAUUUAGUGAAAAACCACAGCUGGCUUCUUCUGUUUAAACCACGAGAUCAUCGCUGAUGUUCCAUCAGUUCAUCUGCGGUUUAACCUGCAGAACAAGAACGAGGGACGUUUGAAUGGAACAAAUCCAUCAGUUAUUGGUAAAGUGUGACAAUAGUAGGAUUAAAAGCUAAAUAAUAUGUUAACAAAUUGAUUGUUAUUCAUUAAACAAACUUAUAUUUAAGAUUUGAGUGACAUUGUGUCCACAUUAAAUAAACCGUGCAUUAGUAAAACUGA